UCCAUAGUAUUGUAGUUAUUAAAUGGAGCAAGGAAAUGUCAAUUAAACUAGAGACAAUUUUAUUAGUCUUUCCUAUGAAUGAAAAUUAAUAUUACAAUUGAAUCUCAUUAUUUACGUAGAUAAAUUUAUGGAUCAGAAUAUAUAUAUUAUGGUUCGCAGAGAUUCUUCGAUCAGUAGACGCCAAAAUGAAGCCUUGCCUUCUCGCUUUAUUUGCUUUUAUUUUGACAUCGUAUUUUCAUUUUGGUAUAGCACUAAGAUGUCAAUCAAUUAAUCAACAAAUUGAUGAUUGGUUUGAAAAAAUUUUAAAAACUUGUAGAAAACGAAAUUUAGAAAAUAAUAAUUAUGAUAACGAUUCUUCUUCGAAUGAAAGUAAUGAAUCGGACAGUUCUUCUAACUCGAAUGAAGAUGAUUUUAAUAAAAAGUUUUUUGCCAAAAAUAAUAGCAGAUUUUAUACUAAUGAAUUUUUAAAUGAUCAAAAUGAUAGAAAUAAUAGAGCUGGCCAAUCUACAAGAAAUAGUAAUUCACAAUCUUAUAAUUCUAAUAAUGGAAAUGAAAGAUUGAAAAAUGUAGAUUACUAUAAUACAAAUAAUUGGGGAAAUGUGAGAAAUUCUGGAAGUAAUCGAAAUUAUCAAGAAAACCGUAAUCAAAAACAAAAUGACUCUUGUAUCUCUCAAUGUUUUCUCAGUGAAUUAAAUGCCGUUGAUCAAAGAGGCUUUCCAGUACGAGAAUCUAUGAUACGAGUAAUGACAGAAAGAAUCCAUGAUCUAGAAUUACGUGACUUUAUAGAAGAAUCAAUUAUACAGUGUUUUCAUUUUCUUAAUUCUAUUAAUAGAAUGGAAAAAUGUGAAUAUUCACAAAAUUUAAUUACAUGUUUAAUAGGAAAGGGCAAAGAACAAUGCGAAGAUUGGAACAUGUAAUUGAUUUCCACUAUCUUUGGAUUUUAGAAUUUGCACCAAUUUCUUCAAUAUGCACUACAAUAUUAUUGCAAUAAUUAUGAAAAUUAUAAUCAAGAUAAAAGGAAUAAGAUAAACAUACUUUUAUGAAGUUAUAACUUAGUUGUAGAGACAAAAAUUCUAAUAAAUAUUUAUGUUAA
Polistes canadensis is the source of this 1093-nucleotide messenger RNA. It is a transcript of the gene Obp59a, whose product is annotated as general odorant-binding protein 71. NCBI's taxonomy places the organism in Eukaryota, Metazoa, Arthropoda, Insecta, Hymenoptera, Vespidae. The record is from RefSeq and is a predicted model, not a curated record. The transcript is spliced from 6 exons. Gene Ontology annotation, molecular function: odorant binding. Bases 186 to 917 code for a protein of 243 amino acids.